UCGGGUUUGGGUGGUUGGGUCUGAACAAACAACCUGGAACGACGACUUUUGAACACGUUGGGGAACGAAAGUAAGACAAUACAAAAUAAUAAAUCUCCAAAAAAAAAAAAGAGAGAGAAAGUCGGAUAGAUGUUCCAGUUCUAAUUUCCCAUUGCCAUAGAACUGAAUCAAAUUCUAAUUACAAUUUCUGUGAGCGUGGCAAAGCUUUUGAAUUUGGUGCCUCUCCUCUCUGUUUACUCAUCCAGGUAUUGCAGAUACAACAGAAUCAUGAGCGGGACUUCUGAAAAGAAACUUGUAAGAAUUGAUGUUAGUUCUGAUACUGUGUGUCCAUGGUGCUUUGUUGGCAAAAAAAACCUAGACAAGGCCAUAGCUGCCUCCAAUGAUAAAUACAACUUUGAGAUAAUAUGGCAUCCCUUUCAACUUAACCCUGAUGCCCCUAAAGAAGGCAUUGACAAGAGGGAGUAUUACAGAAGAAAGUUUGGAUCCCAAUCAGAACGGAUGGAAGCUCGGAUGUUAGAGGUGUUCAAGAAUGUUGGUCUGGAAUAUAGUUUGUCUGGACUCACGGGAAACACUAUGGACAGCCACAGGCUUAUAUAUUUUGCUAGACAGCAGGGCCUAGACAAGCAGCAUGAUCUAGUUGAAGAACUUAAUAUUGGCUAUUUCACACAGGGAAAAUACAUUGGUGACCAUAAAUUUCUUCUGGAAUCUGCUGCAAAGGUUGGUGUACAAGGAGCAGAAGAGUUUCUUAAGGAUCCCAACAAUGGUUUGAGGGAGGUUGAGGAGGAGCUGAAAACAUAUUCAGGGAACAUUACAGGGGUUCCAUAUUACGUGAUUAAUGGAAAUCACAAGUUGAGUGGUGGACAACCCCCUGAAGUCUUCUUGAGAGCUUUCCAGGUUGCUACAACUUGAAUUUCAUCUUCUAUUUCCCUCUGUAGUAAGAGAAUCAAACCUUGGAAAUAAGAAAAUACCCUAUAAAAUAAAAUGUGAAACUCUUGCUGAUAAGAAGACAAUAUUCAGGUCUUAUAAAAAUAAUAAUUGUGUGUACUCCCUCUUUCCUCAGAUACGAGAGGAUAAACAAAAUGAAUUUAACUAAUAUUUAAGCUAAUUAAGCGAUA
Molecule: messenger RNA, 1115 nt
Organism: Vigna unguiculata (cowpea)
Lineage: Eukaryota; Viridiplantae; Streptophyta; Magnoliopsida; Fabales; Fabaceae
Molecular function (GO): oxidoreductase activity
Source: RefSeq, a predicted model, not a curated record